ACGGACUUGAAAUAUAUGUAUAUUUUAAAAAUCAUCAGUGUUCUUCGACAUCCCUCUGUACCCGUGGAUGUACAAAGAUGUUGAGCACGCAGCAAUCAUCGCUCUUAUAUUCAUUCGUCAGUGCGUGGUGCAGUUGUUCGUCGCUCUGGCCCUCGGUCAGCUGGGAGUAUUAUUUGCGUCAAAUUCAAUACUGCUCUGUGGUCAACUAGAGCUGCUAUGUUGUUCUCUACGCAAUGCAAGGUACACUGGUUUACUGCUUAACGGAGUCGAUUACGAUACAAUCAAAUCACAAGGAUACAAUGUGGAGGAUGAUGAGCGACAUAACUACCUCUACAACAAAUCCGAAAUGAAACCGUCUGUACAUCAUUAUGAUAAAAAGAUCAAAAUAACUAAUGAGCGGAAAACUGAUUUUGAUAUAUAUAGCAAAGCGUAUGACACACACACUACGUUGGCUCUUGUGCAGUGUGUGCGUAUGGGGCAAGUAGUGCAGGAGUUCAAGGAGCGGUUGGAGAGGUUCGUGUCACCGCUGCUGGCGCUGAGAGUGGUUCAGGUCACGCUGUACCUGUGCACGCUGCUCUAUUCUGCUAGCCUGAAAUUCGACAUGGUGACCGUGGAGUACUUGGCCGCCGUAGCGCUGGAUAUAUACGUGUACUGCUAUUUCGGUAACCAGCUCGCUGUACAGGCUGGGCGUGUGACUGUAGCUGCAUACCAGAGCGAGUGGCCCAGCAUGGACUUGGCGUCUCGCAGACUGCUGCUCAACUUGCUGCUGUCGCAUCGGAGACCGCUGCUUAUUCGAGCUGGAGGCUUCCUGCCCAUUGACUUACACACCUUCGUACUGAUUAUCAAAACGUCGUUUUCCUACUACACACUGUUAGUUAACGUUAACGAGAAGAAGUAAGCAAAGCUCAUGUUAUCGCCACUAAAUAUUUAUG
Molecule: messenger RNA, 932 nt
Organism: Leptidea sinapis
Lineage: Eukaryota; Metazoa; Arthropoda; Insecta; Lepidoptera; Pieridae
Gene: Or85e
Product: putative odorant receptor 71a
Exons: 8
Coding region: 68-898 (276 amino acids)
Biological process (GO): sensory perception of smell; detection of chemical stimulus involved in sensory perception of smell
Cellular component (GO): plasma membrane
Molecular function (GO): olfactory receptor activity; odorant binding
Source: RefSeq, a predicted model, not a curated record